Drosophila teissieri is the source of this 1919-nucleotide messenger RNA. RefSeq names its product eukaryotic translation initiation factor 5B (gene corolla). The transcript has 4 exons. The record is from RefSeq and is a predicted model, not a curated record. The coding region runs from base 25 to 1737 and encodes 570 amino acids. Lineage: Eukaryota; Metazoa; Arthropoda; Insecta; Diptera; Drosophilidae.
GUGACAACGUUCGACGGACUGAAAAUGGAAAAAUAUCCGCUUGUCAAAGAGUUUUUGGGGCUAACUUGUUCAAAUGAUGCUCGAAUGUCGCAGCUCGAGAAGGAGCUCAAGAAGAGAAGGGAAUUGGACGCCGAAGAGCAGCUCAUAGAGCCGCGCUUGGAUCAGGAGCUUUUUGAAUUGAUGGUGAUCGAACAGUGCGCCUCGCAAGUGAAGGAUAACGAUGUCCAAAUGACAAAGGCCAACACCAUAACGCAAGACUGUAUGUUCCAGAUCCUGCAAAUUGAGGAUCUGCUCGAAAUGGCCAGUGUUCAGGACAUCCUCUACCACACGGUGCAUCGCAAGGAGCAAGAGGUCCUGCGCCAAAUGAAGCUGGAUGAUGAUUCGGCUGAGCAAGAGGAUGAGCAGAACUCCAUCCUCGAAUCGCGCAGUAUCGUCCAGGAAUUCCGCGAAGCACAAGCCUCAGAAAAAGAGGCCGAAAACGAGCUAGCCUCGGUGGAAAAAGAACUGGACCAGUCGGAUCGCGAGUGGACACUUACACAGAGAAUUAUGACGGACAAUCGUAACAGGAAGAUAGUCAGCAUUUUACAGAUGAGCAAGCUGAUCAACGAAUUGGAGGAACAGUUGAAAGAAAUUAAUUCGAUUAAGACGGAUGCCACUGAAGGGCAUAUCGACAUACAUGAAGAUCAUCAGCCAAAGAUCGCUAGUCCUCCUGACACCACUUCACCACUUCAGUCCGCUUCGGAAUUCCUAAACAACUUUCUCUGUGCGUAUAUCACCACAGAAGACAAUGAAGUCAGAACGAGCGUGAAAAGUAAGAAGGACAAAACUAAGAAGUUGUCGACACCGCUGCGAUCCAUUUUGGUCAAUCGCAAGGACGACGAACAUGUUGCCAACUCCAACUCGCCAACAAAGCAAGUGCGUUUUUCUUCUCAUCUAGAGAUAAACCAUAUUAAAAAGAAUAAAUCUGAGCACCAGGAUUGGCUUUCUUUUUCUGGAGAGACAGAAGAGGACGAUGAAGAAGGAGAGAUCACAGAAGAAGAUUCCGAGGAAGUAUCAGAGGAAGAAUCAGCGGAAUUAUCUGGAGACGAGCUAGAGGAAGCUUCCGAAGAGGAAUUAGAUGACGAAAUGGAGCUAGAAGAUGAAGAAUAUGAGGAGGAAGUUAAAAUAGAAAAGUCAGAAAUGGUUUUGGAGCCAGAAGAGGGCGAAUAUGAUGAGAAAUCUGGAUCAGAAAUGGAGGAAUCCCUAUCGGACGACAAAGAAUCAGGAGGGGAGGCAUCAGGAGAGGAGGAGUCGGAUGAUGGGGGCAAACAAGUGAAAAGCGACGAAGUACCAAAGGCGGACGAGGAGAAAUCGAAUAAAAUUUCUGAUAAACCCGAAAUUUUAAGAGUCGAUAUACUCUCACCCAUUAGAGACAUAUCUUCCUGGAUCAGCGACGAUAUACCCACCACAUCCACAGGCACUGUCAACCGCUUUACUGCAAGCCAGUUGAGGAACUAUGGCAUUAAUUUUGACGAAAAGGAGGCACCGCCCAACAAGCGACUCAAACUGGAGGAGGACGAGUUCCCAAUGGCCCAACCUAUGCCGGAUUUUUACAAGCAGCCGUCGUCCACAUACAACAACUUUGAUGAUCAAUCACUACAAUUCAACUCUCCCCAUACCAAUUUUGACGAUGAAUUUCUGCUGAGCUUCAGUGAUGAUAAUGAUGCUACACAUGCUGGCUCGUCAUUUAAACUGUAAACGUAUUUCGAUCAAAAAUUAAUGUGUGUUCUCGAUAAGAACGGACAAUUAAUUUACAUCCAGCUAUUAAAUCAUUGUUAUUUUUCGGCAUCAGAAAAAAUGUCAUGUCCAGCUAAAGUUAUUUUAGCUUUAUAAUGAAAAUUCAUUUCACACUUUAAAUCAUAUAUACAAAAACCGGGAGU